AUGAAACGAGUUACAAGUUUCAGAAGAAUCCAGUCGGAAGUUCCGUUUCGCAUGGUGAGGGCGACCCAGUCCAAACCGUUCGGACCCGUCCGAUUUUCCAGGCGAUUGAGGAACUUGUCGCCGGAACCGUGGAAUUUUCUGAGCGAUACUCGGAAGAUGCUCAGCAGGAAACAGAGCAAACGUAUCAUCGAAUGUUGCGUCCCAAUCAUGAAAAUCAAAAACGAAGUCACACAGGCCGCAGAGAGAAAGUACAAAAUACGCAGACAACACGUCUUGGAUAUAAUUAACAAGGGCAGCCGAAGGGAGUUGGAAAAGUUAUCUUCGGUGGGCAGCAAAACGGCCCAAAGAAUCGUCUUAUUUAGGAAUCUCAAAGGCCCCAUAAUAAGAAUUUCUCAGCUGGCCGACAUGCCAAACUUUCCUAAGAGACUCUACGAGAACUUUUUAGCGCAAAACUUUUUGAAACAAACAAAUUAA
Molecule: messenger RNA, 474 nt
Organism: Ceutorhynchus assimilis (cabbage seed weevil)
Lineage: Eukaryota; Metazoa; Arthropoda; Insecta; Coleoptera; Curculionidae
Source: the annotation of a GenBank genome assembly